GAAAAGACCUGAAGCCGAACUGCCGAAGACUCUACCAACCGUCAAUUAACAGCCGUCACAACAUCUCCACUCUCAACUUCCCCACAAAACAAACCGAAAUUACAGGAAAAAAAGGAACCUUUAAUCCAACCCAUCUUCAACUUCUGCCGAUUCUCGCAAAGGGUUUCUGCGUUUGAAGUUUUGAUCAAGCAAAAUUUUGGGGGAAAAUGAGCGAUUUCAGUGGAGCGGAGGAGCGAGAUUAUGUUUCCCUGCGGAAUCUCAAAGUGGAUUUCACAAGGGAAGACGAUGGGGAAGAGGGAGAUGGAUGUUUUGCGCUCUGUUUCUGGAUUUACAUUGAUGAUUGUGCUUCUUUCCCCUCUUCCGUUCUGGUUCAGAAGCAUCCAGAUGUCGAUUGUAAUCCGCCUUUCUUGUACUUGGACGACGAGAAGAAAAUGAAGCUCUUUCAGUUGCUGUUUAUGUACAAAGAGGCUCUAAAUCCCGACAAUCGUAUUCCCUUGACUGAUGUUCCAUGUAUUACCACUGAGGCUGAGUUCCCUAUGAAGAAAUGGGUUCACGUUGCGUGUGAGGUCUCGAGGGAUCUUAUGAGGCUUCACGUAGAUGGAGAAAUUGUCGGAGAAAAUCCUUUGACCUGCUCAGUUAACAAGGACUUGCAUGAAGAGGGAUUGAAAAAUAUAUGCUUGACAUGCCCCGAAGAAAAUAAAGAUAAAUUACAUGGCUAUGUUCAUGGGCUUGGUGUCCUGUUCCGUGAACCGUCUAUUAAAAACCACUAUGUCAAGGAUCCUCCGUUAUAUCUGGCAAUUGACCAAUCAAGUGCAUCGGAGAUUGAAGAAGGCAGUGACAGUGUGUGGAGCAUCGUUGGGGGCAAGGCAUCUUGCCGCAGGAUAUUUUCUCUGGACGUUGUGCUAUUGGAUGCAUUUGGUGGUCCAGUGAGCAAAGAACUCGAGGCUGUCGCUUCUCUCCUCUAUGCCGACAGUGGUGUCCCUGUUGAGAACACUACUGAUGCGGAACCUCCCCUUCUUAUGAACUGUGAUGGUAUUGAAUAUGCUUCUCAUGAGAGACCGUGCAAACUGAUCAACGGGCGUGCCUCUGUUAAGCUCAAGAUAUCACAGCUUUCUUCGAAGUGUGACAACAGGCUGUUCCAGAUAAAGUUCAACGUUCCAAGAUUGGGAAAUUACCCUUUUCUUGAGACCCUAUCUCUGCCUAUUCGCUGUGUUUCACGUGGCAGGAGUGCAAGAACAGCUUCUAUUACGCUGAGAAAGUCAUCCAGUAGAACUUACUAUGGUAAUGGAUGUGAAUCGCCUAGUCCUGAUGAUGGAUCAAUGCAACUUAUCACCAAUAUUGUUCGUGAAGCCAAACCAAGUCCAUCAUCAAAGCGGAUCAAAUUAGGACAAGAUGUGCCGUUUGUGAUGUUCAAAGAAGAAGGUAGGCAAGCCAAUAAAGUUCACCACUCUCGUGCUUGGACUGCUAAUCAGGGCAACGCACAUGCAAGGAGUAUGAAGAGGAAACCGGAAGAUCAUUGUGGAACAGAGAACAAUUCAUGUGCUUCUGAUAAUAGCGAAGCAACAAACUCUGACCCGAGAAGCGUGCUCAGUGUUCCGAGUCCGAUCUCAGAUUUGAUAAUAUUCAAAUACUGCCUGGGUGGUCCAGCGGAGAAAUGCCAUCUUCUCAAGGAAAUUGCUAUUCCAGCUUCAGAAGAGCAACUAGCCGAUUUUGCAAAGCAGGUUUCCCUGUUCUCUGGAUGCUUACAUCACAGGCAUCAAAUCAAAAUGGCGAAGAGAUUGGUCGAGGAGGGGAUUCAAGUCUGGACGUCAGUAUCAGGGAACAACCACCACGUUCUAUGGGAGAAUCUCGUUUUCAUCAUUAAUGAACAAUUCAUGAAGAUAGCCUGCUCUACUCGUCCUUUAAUGGAUCAGGACCUUGAGUGCUUGAGGAGAAUAGCAGGCUGCCAGGAUGUCGUGUUGGUGAUUGAUUGCCACUGUGUGUUGAGAUGUUGCAGAGUGGUAAGAAGUGAGUAG
Molecule: messenger RNA, 2015 nt
Organism: Salvia hispanica
Lineage: Eukaryota; Viridiplantae; Streptophyta; Magnoliopsida; Lamiales; Lamiaceae
Source: RefSeq, a predicted model, not a curated record